This is a messenger RNA of Anopheles coustani, 2307 nucleotides long. RefSeq lists its product as uncharacterized. Lineage: Eukaryota; Metazoa; Arthropoda; Insecta; Diptera; Culicidae. Gene Ontology annotation, molecular function: DNA binding; zinc ion binding. The transcript has 2 exons. Gene Ontology annotation, biological process: regulation of DNA-templated transcription. Bases 40 to 2154 code for a protein of 704 amino acids. Gene Ontology annotation, cellular component: nucleus. The record is from RefSeq and is a predicted model, not a curated record.
GUAAACAAUUGUGCUUUAGUUAGUUGAGUAGGCCAAACCAUGGACCGAGAUCGGUUUUCGGGUUCAUUGGCAAUUGUGUCGUGGUAUUGUCGCAUUUGUACAACAACCAGCGGUGUAGAUUGCCCCAUUUACGAAGCCCCAAACGAAGACGAAGGCACGGCGAGCCUGCAUAUGAUGCUGGCUAAGCUUUUCCCAACAGUCUUCAAUGAGUCGCAAGUGUUAAGUGAUAAAGUUAUGGAUUGGCCAUCAAAAAUAUGUCUGGAUUGCAAAGGCAAAGUAAUAGAAUCGUACGGGUUGUACGAACUCUGUACGAAGAGUGCGCAGCAAUUGGCACUGCUAGUUGCAAAACAACAAACCGUUACACACACUUUUCAAGCGGAGGUCGAUGAUCAUGAUGGAGAUAUCAAAAUGAAAUUAGAUUGCGAGGACCCCUUAAUGCUGAAGGUAGAAUAUGACUCGGACGACCAGAGCUCCGAAUGCAGAGGUUUCGAAAGUCUUUCAUCUACAGCGAAUGUGUUUACCGAUAUUGAGGAUGGCCAAUCCACAACUGAAAGCAGCUUGCUGCAGGGCACCAACGUUUCAUCACUUGCCAUCAAAACGCAGUUAAAUCGUAGCACGAAAACUGCUGAAGGCAGAAAAUCGACAAGCAGAAAGCUCAACAAAGCAAACACACAGGUAGCUUCCGUUACGGGUAGGUUUGUAACAUCCGUUGAAAGCAGACUUGAAAACAUACAAAAUUCAGAAUUUCAUCCAAUUCCAUUGGAUUCACUCGACGAAAUGAAAAAGUUGGAGAGAAAGCUGCAGGACGAUACUGUGUAUCGGAAACAAUUGAAGCAAUAUCUCGAACGCAAAAUAUUUUCCGACACUGUGCCGAAACGGUUAUAUGAACUAAUCGAUAUCGUUUUCACGAAACGCUUAUUUGCUUCGUUUAGUUGGACGGGAGUCAGUCGGGGCAAUGUACCUAAAACAAAAAUGCGCAGUUUUACUAAUAUUUUAAGUUUUCUACGAGAAGCUUCGGCGUACAAUGGGCAUAUAUUUAAAUUAAAGUCAUUUUAUAAAUUCAUCCAAGUACGACUACAACGAGCAACACAUAGGGAACGAGAGACCACCGGUCAAAGACACACCACUUGUAAACAGAUAUUUAAAGACGACGAUUUUGAGGAUGACGAAGAAUCAAAAUUACCGCCCGUCGUGAGUGAGGACGAAACGUCCGCCGAGGUUAGACUUGAAACCACUGAAAUUCCAGAAUUUCAACAAAACCCAAUGGAUUCACUCGACGAGCUGCAAGAGAUGGAGAGAAAAUUACAAGAAGAUGUAACUUACCGUGAAAACUUGAAACAAUAUCUCGAGCUAAACAUGUAUGCUCUCGGUGUUCCUAAUAGGUUGUAUGAAGUAAUCGAUCUACUGUUUACGAAAAGAUUCUUUGCUUCGAUUAGCUGGACAGGAGUUAGUAGAAGCACUCACACUAAAAUAAAGCUGCGUAGUUUUACAAAUGUUUUAGGAUUAGCAAGAGCGGUUUCUGCAUAUAAUGGCCACGUAUUUAAAUUAAAAUCAUUUAAUAAAUUUGUCAAAGAACGUCUGCAACGAGCUAACUUAAGGGAAAAAAAUUGUUUUGGGAUGAGAAAAGCCGUGUGCAAGCAAAAAUUUUCCGUCGAUGAUUACGAGGCUGAAGGAGAAACAGAAUUGAAUCCCGGUAUAGCGAGAGUUCAAAUAGGAAACUCAGAAUUUGUCCAUAAGCCAAUAGAUUCGCCUGACGAGCUGGAAGAACUGGAACGAAAGCUACAGGAAGAUGCAGAGUACCGUGAAAGGUUCAAGCAAUAUCUCGAAAUUAAAAUUUAUUCCCUCGAUGUUCCCAAACGGUUGCAUGAGAUAAUCGAUCUUAUUUUCACGCAACGAUUCUUUGCAACGUGUAGCUGGACGGGGAUAAGCCGCGAUAAUCAACCUAAAACAAAAAUAUGCAGUAAUCAAAAUAUUUUAAGUGUAGCAAGAGAAGUCUCUGCGUAUAAUGGUAUGGUAUUUAAAUUAAGAACAUUUUGUAGAUUCAUAAAAGAGCGGUUACAACGAGCCAACCGAAGGCAUAAAACAAUAACCGGGCUAAGGAUCUCGUCAUGCAGACAGAAAUUCUUUGAUGAGGAUUUUGAAAGUUUAUCAUAAUGUAUAUAGCUAUAUGUGUGUAAAAAAUGUGACUAUCAUAUGCUUUUCAGAAUGGUUAAUGUUCAUGGCAUGAGAAAAAUGCAUUUGUAUAAAUUUUAAUAAAAGUGGGAUGUCUAAAAAGUGAAUGUACAAAGUCUAAUAAAAUGAAAAAAA